AUGGCGAAGAAUUCAACAAGUGUUGAAGGUGAUAAUAAUGAAAAGAUCUUUUACGAGAAAGUAGAUGAAUAUAUUUAUUCAUUACACAAAAAUUAUCGUAAAAAAUGUGCUAUUAAACAACAAGUGUAUAAUGAUAUCCUAAAAUGUUUGCUGUUACCAAAAGGAACAUCAUCUAAUCUAUAUUCAUCGAAAUUUGUUUACUGGACAAAAUGUCAUUUUAAUUUAGUUAAAAUUGCUGGAAUUGAUAUUGUUUUUUGUGUUAAGUUAAAAAAACCAGUGUGUAUUUACGAAACAUUUUAUACUGUCAUAUCUGAAGCACAUAUUGCUGUUUCACAUGGUGGUCAUGAAAAGACCUAUUUUGAAAUAACUUCUCAAUAUCCAUGGAUUCCCCGAUCUUGUAUUGAAAUAUUUUUAAAACAAUGUAUUCCAUGUCAAACCAGAAAACCAAUUAAACAUCAUAUCGUUUCGAAACCAAUAAUUUCCUUAGGAGGAAGGUCGAGACAUCCACAAAGCCAAGGAUGUAUCGAAAGAGAAAAUGGAGUUUUGUCCGAUGCUCUCAGCAAAUAUGUGUGUACCAACAAUUCAUCUAGUUGGUCUGAUGCUUUAUUACCUGUUGUUUACGGUAUAAAUACAAGAAAGUCCACUGUAACCAAAACCAUUCCAUAUGAAGUCAUGUUUGGACAACCACCACGUUCAGAUUCGGAUUUUUGGAAGUUAGUUCAGCAAGGUGGUAUUGAAGAUGAAAAAGAUCUUCCUACUCCAGUGGGUGAGUCAAAUGAUGAUUUAGUAGAUGAUACACUUGAUAAUCCAAUUAAUUUCGACGAACGUAUUGAUUUUGAAGUUAUUGAUCUUCUUAACCAAUUAUCUGAUAAUGUUACCUCUUGUUCAACAAUUGAUACAUCAUCAAAAUUAAUUAAUACACCAUCAAGAUCAUCAUUAGCUGUAGCAACAACAUCAUACAAACAUACAAAUAAUUUUAAUUUAAAUGAUUGUGUUGGAAUAGCAAUACAUCCAGUUGAUCGAACAAACACCGAUCCAAAAUAUUUGCCAUGUCUUAUUAUCGAAAAAACUGAAAAAAAUAAUCUUUUUUUAUAUAAAUUAACAUGCCAAUAUGGUGUUCUGGAGAACAUAUUCGAAGUUGGACAAUUUGUGAAUUUGAAAGAUGCUUGUCCCGAUGAAUUGAAACAAAUAGAUGUUGGUUAUUUAAAAUCCAUCACUCUUAUUGAAGCAUCAAAACUUUAUUCUCGUGGCUCUACAACUGGACACACAUGUAACUGUCGUGGCAAAUGUGCAAAUAAAACGUGUCCAUGUAAGAAACAAAAUGUGUUCUGCUCUACCAAAUGCCGUUCAAAGAGAGGUGCAUGUUCAAACAUGGAUUAGAUUAGUUUACGACUUAUAUAAUAUUUGUUAAAAAUUUUUGUAAAAUAAAAAAAUUGAGGGUACUUUAAUUAUUGGUCUUUCUUUACUUUUUUCUAUUCAUUAAAAAAUUAUUCCAAUUUGGUCUAGUCCAAAUUAGAAUUCCAAUUUGGUCUAGACGAAAUUAGAAUUCCAACUUCGUCUGGACGAAUUUAGAAUUGGGCUGAAUUCUAAGUUCGGCCACAACAUAUAUAUGCGAAACAAUAAUGCCACUAAAAUUGGGCUCUGACAUGCUUCAACAGAAAUUCUAAUGAAUAUUGAUUCAACAUCAGUGUGUGACAGAGACCGAAGACGAGUCGAGUACUCGACAAAUCGACUCGACUCGACUCGACUCGACUAAAUGCCGAGUCGAGUCGAGUCGAGUUAAAGAUUUUGCGAGAUGUGUCGAGUCGAGUCGAGUCGAGUCUGCUCUCUUUGACU
Rotaria sp. Silwood2 is the source of this 1836-nucleotide messenger RNA. The record is from the annotation of a GenBank genome assembly. NCBI's taxonomy places the organism in Eukaryota, Metazoa, Rotifera, Eurotatoria, Philodinida, Philodinidae.